AUUAUUAGAAAACAAAGCAUACUCUCUCUGCCUAUGAAUGAAGGCACAAGGAAUCCUCCAUCUAUAAAGAACAAGGAAUGUAAGAGCCACCACCCAAGCCGCACUUGCCCAGAAAAGUUUUUCCUCUACUCUCUCUGCUCAAUAAGGAGCACGAAAUGGAGAUUAACAAGCAAGGAAAAGCUGGAACAGCUGAAGAAGAUAAAUGGGUGCAUGAUUCAUCUGUGGAUUACAAAGGAAGUGUUCCUCUUCGAGCUUCGACUGGUGUAUGGAAAGCCUCUCUUUUCAUCAUCACAAUUGAGUUCAGUGAGAGGCUAAGCUACUUUGGAAUAGCUCCAAAUCUGAUUUCAUACCUAACUAAAGUCCUUCAUCAAGACCUCAAAACAGCAGCAAAGAAUGUCAAUUACUGGACUGGAGUCACAACAAUGACACCUCUAAUCGGAGGAUUCCUAGCCGAUGCCUACACCGGCAGAUUCACGAUGGUUCUGAUUUCAUCCCUCAUAUACCUUAUUGGUUUAAGUCUCUUGACAAUGUCUCAAUUCAUCCCAAGUUUGAUACCGUGCAACAGAGGCAUUUGCACCGAACCAAGGAAGAUUCAUGAAGUGGUGUUUUUCCUCGCCUUGUAUUGUAUCUCGCUCGGGACUGGAGGGCACAAGCCAUGCCUUCAGAGUCUCGGAGCUGAUCAAUUCGAUGAUGGUCACUCGGAAGAAAGAAAGAAGAAGAUGUCUUUCUUCAAUUGGUGGAAUUUCGCACUUUGUUGUGGACUCUUGCUUGGAGUGACUGUUAUAGUUUAUGUUCAAGAUAACACAAGUUGGGGAGUUGCAAAUCUUAUACUCACCAUUACGAUGGCAAUCACAAUCCCAACAUUCUACCUUGGGAAACCUUAUUACAGGCACAGAUUAUCACAAGGAAGCCCCUUAAAACCCAUGCUACAGGUAUUGGUUGCAGCUCUAAGGAAGAGAAAACUACCUUAUCCUACAAGUCCGGCGCUGCUAUAUGAAGAACCCGAUUCAACAGCGCCCCAAGCAAGAUUCUUAGGACAUACUAACAGGCUUAGGUGUUUAGACAAAGCAGCGAUGCUCGAAGACAAGGAAAUUUAUAAUAAUCCAUGGAGACUAGCUACCGUGACAAAAGUUGAGGAAUUGAAGCUUGUCCUUAACAUGAUACCUAUUUGGUUGACUUCAUUAAUGUUUGGGAUAUGUCUAUCCCAAGCCUCCACUUUCUUUGUAAAACAAGGGGGUACGAUGAAUAGGAAAAUUGGUGCCAAUUUCAUGAUACCUGCUGCGUCAAUCUACGCUCUUGCUGCUGUAGGAACAAUAAUCUCUGUCAUCACAUAUGACAAAAUUCUUGUUCCAUUCUUGAGAAAAAGUACAGGAAACGAGAGAGGGAUUAGUAUUCUCAAACGGGUCGGAAUUGGUAUGGUAUUUUCAAUACUAUCAAUGGCUGUUGCGGCCUUGGUAGAAAGGGAGAGGGUAAGGAUUGCAGAGAAGGAGAAUCCAGCAGUGAUAGCCAAAAAAGGAUCGUUAUCGAUGAGUGUGUUCUGGUUAGUUCCACAAUACAUGAUAUUAGGAGUAGCAGAUGGGUUCACCCUGGUUGGCUUGCAAGAGUACUUUUAUGACCAAGUUCCAGAUUCAAUGAGAAGCUUGGGUUUGGCUUUCUAUUUGAGUGUGAUUGGAGUUGGGAGUUUUCUGAGCAAUUUCUUGAUAACAAUUGCAGAUCAUGUGACAGGGAAGAGUGGGAAGAGCUGGUUUGGUAAGGACUUGAAUACAAGUCGGCUGGACAAUUUUUACUGGUUGUUGGCCGUACUGACUUUGUUGAAUUUAUGUGCUUUUGUGGUGAUUGCAAGAAGGUAUCAGUAUAAAAAUGUUCAGGGAAGGGGAUGAGUACUUGGAAAUUUAAAGCAAUUUCUAGUACAUGGUCAUCAGUUAUAUUGAACUUAAUUUGAUCUUAUUGACUCGAAGUUGAAAUGGAGAUAGUAGAACAAGUCUCAAGGAUACGUUCAUUUGAAAUUGCUCGAAUUUAAGCGUUGUCCAGAUGCAAAUUUAAAAAUUUUAACAUAUAACUUUCUCAUCAA
Tripterygium wilfordii is the source of this 2071-nucleotide messenger RNA. Its product is annotated as protein NRT1/ PTR FAMILY 5.7-like. The record is from RefSeq and is a predicted model, not a curated record. The transcript is spliced from 4 exons. Gene Ontology annotation, cellular component: membrane. Gene Ontology annotation, molecular function: tripeptide transmembrane transporter activity; dipeptide transmembrane transporter activity. Bases 156 to 1880 code for a protein of 574 amino acids. Gene Ontology annotation, biological process: transmembrane transport; dipeptide transport. Lineage: Eukaryota; Viridiplantae; Streptophyta; Magnoliopsida; Celastrales; Celastraceae.